Clupea harengus (Atlantic herring) is the source of this 6305-nucleotide messenger RNA. RefSeq names its product solute carrier family 18 member 2 (gene slc18a2). NCBI's taxonomy places the organism in Eukaryota, Metazoa, Chordata, Actinopteri, Clupeiformes, Clupeidae. Gene Ontology annotation, molecular function: serotonin:sodium:chloride symporter activity; xenobiotic transmembrane transporter activity. Gene Ontology annotation, biological process: aminergic neurotransmitter loading into synaptic vesicle; transmembrane transport; xenobiotic transport. The record is from RefSeq and is a predicted model, not a curated record. Gene Ontology annotation, cellular component: synaptic vesicle membrane; terminal bouton.
AUUCCUUCUCUCUGUCUAUGACGAGCAUUUAAGAUAGAAAAGUUUGAUCGCUUUUCAGACCUUUUCAGCGCAAACCACAGCCCUCACAGGACUGGGUAGAUUGCAUCCACUGCUUGAUUUUUGUUGUAACACAAAGCAAAAUUUAGAUAUCUUUUGCACUUUUAUCCUAAUGGUUUAUUGAAACUCAUUUGAUCUAUUUCGACCACUGAAUUUGUGUUGAUGCGUCUGUUCACAUGGAACAAGUGCAGGUGCAGCUUGCGCAGUACUGCCUCUGGUGAUGCUCACGACUGAUAAGGACUACUGACGUCAGGAAGUGGGCUCACUCCCUCUCUCCCAUUCGGAUUGUGUAAAAAAUGGGAGCAUUAGAUUCUCUGAGAGAAUUCAGUUUUCUGACAUGGCUGAGAGAAAGAAGAGAGUCCAGAAAACUGAUCUUGCUAAUCGUAUUCAUCGCUCUUCUGCUGGAUAAUAUGCUUUUGACGGUGGUCGUGCCCAUAAUCCCCAGCUACCUUUACACAAUGGAUGAUGAGGCUGUUCUGAGUACCCCCACGAGUCCCCCCUCUCCUCCCUCCAGCACGUUCCAGUCCAUUGUGUCACUUUAUGACAACUUUACGUAUGAGACCAGUGGCCUGCUCUCCACUCCGCGACCACUGGCUCCCUCCACAGCCAUCGCCCCAGCCUCAGCCUCAGCCUCAGCCUUAGCCCCCGCUAACGCCACUGGACCAGACUGCCACAAAGGCGACAAACAGCUCCUCAAUGAGAAUGUGAAAGUAGGACUCCUCUUUGCCUCCAAGGCCACUGUGCAGCUCAUCACCAAUCCUUUCAUCGGGCCCCUCACCAACAGAAUAGGUUACCAGAUCCCCAUGUUCGCUGGCUUCUGCAUUAUGUUUCUCUCCACUAUCAUGUUUGCAUUCUCAAAGAGCUACACUCUGCUGUUUCUGGCCCGAUCUCUACAGGGGGUUGGGUCCUCAUGCUCCUCAGUAGCAGGAAUGGGAAUGCUGGCAAGUGUGUAUACUGACGAUGAGGAAAGAGGCAAUGCUAUAGGAAUAGCUCUUGGAGGACUAGCCAUGGGAGUACUGGUGGGUCCUCCGUUUGGUAGUGUGAUGUACGAGUUUGUCGGGAAGACCGCGCCUUUCCUCAUCCUGGCUGUCCUGGCUGUGCUGGAUGGAGCGUUACAGCUCUUCAUCCUGCAGCCCUCGAAGGUGGAGCCAGAGAGUCAGACAGGCACGCCACUCCUAACGCUCAUGAAGGACCCCUACAUUCUGAUCGCUGCAGGUUCCAUUUGUUUUGCUAAUAUGGCCAUUGCCAUGUUGGAGCCGGCUCUGCCUAUUUGGAUGAUGGAGACCAUGUGCCCCAGAAAAUGGCAACUCGGUGUUGCGUUCAUUCCUGCCAGUGUGUCUUACCUCAUAGGCACCCACAUCUUUGGCGUUAUGGCACACAAAAUGGGCAGAUGGCUCUGCUCCCUUAUUGGAAUGCUUCUGGUGGGGGUCAGUAUUCUCUGCGUGCCUUUUGCCAAAGACAUCUAUGGACUAAUUCUGCCAAACUUUGGAGUAGGGUUUGCUAUCGGGAUGGUGGAUUCCUCCAUGAUGCCCAUCAUGGGGUACCUGGUAGACCUGCGGCAUGUGUCUGUCUAUGGGAGUGUGUAUGCCAUCGCUGAUGUGGCGUUCUGCAUGGGAUUUGCAUUGGGUCCCUCAGCUGGUGGGGCCAUCGCUCGGAGCAUCGGGUUCCCCGCCCUCAUGACCAUCAUUGGGAUCAUCGACAUCCUCUAUGCCCCGCUCUGUUACUUCCUCAGAAGUCCCCCUGCCAGAGAGGAAAAAAUGGCCAUUCUCAGCGACUCAAACUGCUCGAUGAAGACACGCUCCUAUUCUAUGCAGGGCACGAGCUACCAGAUGGGUGACGACUUCGAAACUGAGAGUGAUGAGUAGCCAGUCUUUGUCCAGCAUGCACAUGACCUUCAAGAGUAUCUAUUUUGUCGUACAAAAAAAACUGAGAAAAAAAAGGAAACUAAACAAAAUCACGAGUCAAAAAUCUCCAGGGAUGGGAAUGUCUCUGAGUUGUCACUGUCACUGUCAUGCAAAAGGGAAACAGGCAAAACGCUCUCUUGUUGUCGCCCCAUGGCUUACAAAAGAGCAUUUUGCAGCGAUCGGAGCUGUAGCCAACAGCCUUACCAAAACAGAAUGGAGAGGAGGAGGAACAGGGUCUAAAUGAAAACAGGGUUUCCCUUAUAGGUAAUUAAAGGUCAAUAAUUGACCCUGUGUAGGUCAUUAGAGGUCAAAUGAUGAGUUAUACAUUCCAGUGACAGUAUUGACAGCUACUGAGCCUGAAAUAUAAGCCAAGGCAGUUUAAUACAGAUGGUGUUGAUGUGCUUCUUGUCAUUUAUGGAAGCUGUCUUUUCAUGCAUUUGGAUGCGCUGGUUCAUAAUUGUUCAUGACAUUGAAUUGAUUAAUUUGCUGUGUUUUUAAAUUACUAGUGUCUUCAAAUGCCUUUCCACAUGUGUUAUCCCCCAUUUAGUGAUGAUUUACAAAAGACAGAGGCAUCAAAAGAUCUUCCUAGUUAAAAGUCUGGCUUUUUCAAAGAUGCAUAAUUGUUAUCCUCAUGGAGUUCUGAAGAUGAGAUUGUGGUGAAGUGAUUAUGAUUAUGAUUAUAUCAGAUGUUUACAUUUAGGCAUUCGCAGAUGUUUUAUCUGUUAGCGAUGGGCAAUGGAGAUGAAGAAAUUAAUAUUUAAAUACCAGUAUAUCAGCCAGUUCAUAUAUGGAAAACAUUUAAACAGUUAUUAUGCCAUAGGUGUUCUGUAUACAUCUUUGAAUUAAACAUGCAGAUAAAAUGGCUGACACCACAGCCGUAGGUACACUACUACUUGUUGCAGUAAGUGUUACUGCCUGAAUGAAGCCAUAGAGAGCAGGUGUUACCCUUUGUAGUAGCCUACCUGUAUCCUGUAUUAUAUUUAAAACAGCACAAUUCAGAUCCAUGCCAUGAAUUCAGAUCCUGACCUUCAUUGACAAAAUGAGCAGGGUGGGUUUGAAGAAACUUGAGCAUCCCAGACCAUACACAUAGGCUCAAACCUUUUUUUUUUGUAAAUAGAGACGGUAUAUUUUAGUAAAUUGUUUUACAUGUAUGGGAGAAGGGACAAAUGAGUCUGUUUGAAGCCAUGGUUCCAUGGAAUCAUGGUGUUUCUUUCUGUCUUAACUAUUUGUUGUGUCAAUCUGUUGCUGUGCUGAUCGCCAUCUAAAUCAUAAUACUCAAUGAAAAACAACCACACUACUUAUAGUUAAUCAAAUACUCACCUGUAUGACUGGAAUGCUAUUACAUAUUAAUGAUGUCAAAUAUUCAUUCAAAUUUUGUGACAAAACGGGACUUAAACUUAACUUGAACCUUCUAUCAUAAACACGUUGUGGCAAAAAUUAUAUCAUAUUUCAACAUUUUCAACAGUUGUCCCUUUGUUUUUGUGGCCUUUGCAGAACGAAGUUGCUCUGGAUAUUCAUUUAAAUCUAAAGUGCCAUUAUUGUGUCACAGAAUUGACUAUAGGGAUUGAGCAGGAUUUGUAUCAUGUGCCAAACUACCUUAAAAAAGGUUUUUCUCUCAAAUCAGUUCUGGAGGUACCAGUAAAAGACUAGUCUGUGACUACUGAUAAACGAAAAAUUCCCCACAUCAUGCUAAUGUGUGGUCACAGGCUGUAAUUUUGGUUUGUUAUCUUGGUGAUAUUUGCUAGAUGAUAAUGUUGUGAUACAGGUUCAGAGUAUUUCCAACUUUCACCUAAACCUCUUAAAUGGCUACCAGACCAGUUGGUGAGGGUCCACCUGUGCCUUAUAUGAAUUAACCACUUAACAAAUCUAGGUCUGAGGGUUCAAGUCAUGUGAACUCAAUCUUCAUUCAGAACAACCUAUUAGUCAGGUUUCAGUUCAUGUCAGUUAUAACUUUAUGUCAGCACCAUCGUUUUACUCUCACUGGAAUUUGUGUGUUGACAGUAGCUUUGCCAAGAAUAGUAAAGCAAGUUCUUAGUAUUGUCAUUACAGGCUACAUCUGUUUGAGUGAGAGCUAGGUAAGCAGACAUGAUAUUCAGUUCGUUUUAGCCACUCUGCUUGUUGUCCCUUUUAAACAGAGGGAUUGCUAUACUGCCAUUAAGAAGACCCCUCAUUAUGAUACCUCCGCUUGUUGAGAUUGAGGCAAACAGAGGCAGCAUAAUGCCGCUUCAGUGUGUGCAUUUGGAUAGCAUGCUAGCGUCCCGGAACCUGAGGUGCGACGUUUAACAUAGCGUCUAUCAUGACGUAUUCGAGACCACUUGGAAGUCGGACGUUUUGAACUCGGAAAAUUGCACUAGAACGCUACCUGAAGACAGAGGUCCGACUUAAAAACUGAGAAAGAAAUAUCCCCAGCUUCAGUGAGACGUGUCAAGGGUGAACAGAUGCCCUGCUUUGUGUUGACCUGCACAUCAUUUUGACUCUUUGUCCUGCGUCUCACAUAUUAAGAUUAUUUCCUACAUUUCCAUUGGUCAUUUGUUUUUUUUAAUUGUCAGAAAUAAGAACACAGAUAUGCAUUCUUUUUACCUGUCCAGCACAUGAGCUGCUUAUGCUGCUGCGGCAUAGUUUCUACGCUAUUUAAUAGUAGGCUACUACGUCAAAUGCAGCAACCUGGCUUAUACAAAUGCAAGCCAAGCUUUUCUAAAUCAUAUAACUGUGCAGACGUUGUGCCGGUGAGACGUUGAGACGUUGUGCCGGUCACAGAAACCAAAUAGGCGGGACAAUGUGUGGGACGAUGUCACAAAUUUACUAGGCUACUCAUCCCACAUUUGGUCUGUUUGCAUCUGAGCCUAACAGAGACCUUGACUAUAUCAAAGUUUAAAAACCCUUUGAAAUCUGCGAGAAGAUGCAUGAAAAGACAGUGUGUCAAAAUGAACAAGAAAAAAGUUCGUAAUUAUUGAUACCCAUGAGUUUAUUGUGUUUACGUUUGACAUUAAAGUCAAGGCUGGGAAAAAUCCUGUCAGACGUUCCGAAUUCUGAGUGGUCUCGACUGUGCCAUAACAUUUUUGUCGGAAAUAAAGUAGCCUAGGCUACUUGUUACUUUCAAAAACAAUGAUGGGUGAACUUAGUGUCGGCAGGCUCUCGCAAGCCUUGCACAUUUAUAGCUAUAUUCAGACUCAAUCAAAGUUGUUGUGCGUCUUAUACAACACGUUUAUACUCAUCAUGUCAGAUUUGUGCACAGUAGUCCUGCUUUCCUUUGGUUAGCUGCUAGACUGCGUCACACCCCUAUCCCACCAUGCUGGCUCUCGGUUUUACACAAAUGCCGAUCCAGCUCUGUGACUACCUCCACUGCUGGCUUAAACAACAAGGAACCCCACCCCAUUCCGUGUUCGUAGCUUUUAUACAGAAUGACGAGCCAGAAUAAAGGCGCAACAUUCCCGCCUUGAUCAUCAGGCUGUAUAAAAUGCCCCUGUGGUUAUCUUGAAGCCCCUUAUGGCAAUGGAAGCACACAGCAUCACACUCAUACACUCUCACACAAAUCACAAAUAUGGCAAAAGAUACUGGUAUAUUUCUGUACGAAUUCACAGCGAGAGGCAGUGUUGCACAGGACUCGUACUCCUCACCGAUGAGAUUAAUAAAUCCGCAAUUUUACUUGAGUCCAUGAUGAUGCCAAGGCGAUACUCCUACAAAACAUUUUUUAAGAUGUGUGAUCUGUGUGGAUACCAAGUAUUUAGUCUCUGAACAGGUUUCACCCCUAAUCAGAAGCACACAUCAUUUUUUUUUUUUUUUUAAACAGUUUGUGAAAUUAAAGCAGGUGAAAUCUGUAAUAUGUAAGUAUACUUCACUGUCAUAUGUCACUUUCCUGAAGGGACCACACCUCACCUUUAACUGCCAUCACGUCUGACCAAUGAUGGCGUUGUCAUAAAGUUCAAUUUAAGUGUUACUGAUAUGACUGUAGAUGUAAGCUGCAGAUGUAAGAGUAAAUAUAGAGGAAGUUUUCUGAACCUGAUGUCCUGUCAACAGAUCAUAUAAAAAUAUAUUGUGGAGAUGGGUAUACAUAUAUAUUUUUUGUUAUAUGUUUUGUAUAUUAUAAGUGUGCGACAUGCACAAAUGUGUAUGCGUGUGUGUUUACCGGUGUUGGUGUAUGUGCCUUUAAACCUGUGUAUGUCUUCGGUUUGUGGGUGUCAAUUAUAUCAGAUAUAAACUAUUGUAACUGGUACAAACAAGUGUGAAUAUUUCCUCUAGAUGAGCCUUUGGCUAUCUGUGGGAAGUCUCAGGCGUGUGAUGACUGUGAAUUCAGUGUCAGUACAGGAUUGAAAAAAAAAAACUCAAAUAAAUGUUGUUCCCAAA